Messenger RNA from Cicer arietinum (chickpea), 860 nucleotides. RefSeq names its product UPF0481 protein At3g47200-like. NCBI's taxonomy places the organism in Eukaryota, Viridiplantae, Streptophyta, Magnoliopsida, Fabales, Fabaceae. The record is from RefSeq and is a predicted model, not a curated record.
CUUUUCAUAUACUAGAUUCUUCUCGUUUGAUGUACCUAUCAUCUUCUCAAAUCACUCUCAAUUCUAAGGAAAACAAUCAAAUGGUAACACAAUCAAAAGAAAAUGAACAUAAUGAAAUGGAGAUUAAUACAAUCUUAAACCAAGAUGUUGGCGAUGAACAAGAGGUUGAUUGGAAUUGGAAUACUUAUAAAAGCAUACGAGAUCUAAAAACAAUAGGAAUUCGAGUGACAACAAAUAAGACAGAUGAAUGGACUUGGAGUAACAUUUCAUUCAAGUCUAAUUUGUUUAGUGGAGAGCUAAGACUCCCUGUUUUUUGUUUCAACGAUGUCACACCCUAUUUUUUUCGAAACCUAAUAGCAUAUGAAAUGUGCCCGGAUGUUCAAUACAACUAUGAAUGCUGCUCGUUUUUCACCUUCAUGGAUUCAUUGGUUGACAAUGCUGAGGAUGUAAAGGAGCUUAGGUCAGCUGGUGUAUUUCAAAAUUUGCUUGGAAGUGAUGAAGAUUUGGCAAAGCUCUUCAAUGAAUUAGGUGAUGAUUUACCAACAAAAAUGUAUUGCAACAAUUCCUACACAAAUGCAGUUGCCUAUAGUAAGAAAUAUAUUCUCAUCAAGCUUCAAAUUGAAAAACAUUACACAAAUAAAUGGAAGACAUGGUUGGCUCAAGCUUACAACACACAUUUCAAUACACCAUGGGCUAUGAUUGCCUUUUUAGCUGCAUCACUGGCAUUGAUUCUAACUUUCAUCCAAACAUGGUUUGCCAUACAUCCUAAAUAAAAAAUCAUAAUUGAUCCAAUGAAAUAAUUAUAUGUGUGAAAAAAAAAUAUUGAUGUUAUUGUGUGACUUUCUCGUGAUAGUAAUGAC